Messenger RNA from Fomitiporia mediterranea MF3/22, 2760 nucleotides. RefSeq lists its product as uncharacterized. Lineage: Eukaryota; Fungi; Basidiomycota; Agaricomycetes; Hymenochaetales; Hymenochaetaceae. The transcript has 4 exons. The record is from RefSeq and is a predicted model, not a curated record. The coding region runs from base 1 to 2181 and encodes 726 amino acids.
AUGGAGCGUUUAACUGACGAAGAACUUAAUUGCGACAACGCACAGGUGCCAUCGUCCGGAAGGGGCGGAUUAGGCAAUAUUCGCGCGAAAAAUAAAGCCAAGAACGCGUCCUCACUCACAAUAAGCCCGUCGUCCAAGUCACGAACGUCUUCAUCGACCUCAGGUUCAGGUCCAACAUCUCCGUCGCCUUUCAGAAUUCGGUCAAACUCGACGCGCUCAGUUAUGUCAAGUGCGGCUUCUGUGAUAUCAAACUCUAAUUCAUUAUCUGCGUCUCUUUCAUCGGGAUCUCCAGACGAAGAUCGAGUAGAGGUGCAAGGGCGCACAUCACUUUUCUCAUUUCGUUCACGUUCGUCUGAAAUCAAUAUUGCUGGGCCGAGUGCGGCCUCCAGCUCUACGUCGGGACCCAGUGAUUUGCAUCACUCCGGCAAUUCAUAUGAACCGAGCUCUCCUACCUUCGGCACAUUCGCAACACCGUUAUCCUCUCCAUCGUCCUCGGGGAGGACGACGUCGGCAGGUUCAACAAGCGCGAGUGCUGAUUAUGCAAUACAUUUACAAACCGAUGCUCGGCAACGUGCACUUGAAAAGAGACUUGUACGCGAGAGGGCGAAGGAAGCGCGACUUAUGGCUGGCAAUGGACCUGCUGUCCCAAAUGGUUUAAACGGUCCGGCUGAUUCCGGAGCUGAAGGUGCGAUUGUUAGAGAUGCGAUUGAGGACAGUGUUCUUCGCGUUCGGACUGGUCGAGGAGGUGCGGCCGUGUUUAAAAAAGUUGGAAGCGGUAUCAAUCCUGCCCUGUAUCCCCGUGCAGCCGACAUAACUCGCGAAUAUGAAGAACGUUCGGCAGCUCAGGAGCGAAAUCUUCUAGCUGAGUCACGUGCACGUGCCGCGAAACAAGGAAGUACUGGACGUGGUGGGGCAGGGAACAUUGCGGGCCCUUCUUCUGGGGUUAAAGGAGAAGCGAAGAAAGGGAAGAAGGAUAAGAAGGGAAAAGGGAAAGCGAGAGCUGAUAUUGGCGAUGGAGGAGGGGACGAAGGACCUCAAGGAGAGAACGUCACAACGCAAGACAUUGGUGACGUAGAUGAUGAAGCAACCCUUGCAGAAAAGCCUAAGGAUCGGAAGAAAAAACAUGGGCUGCAGAAACUCUGGAAGCGAGUGGUGCGAGCAAACACUGAAUCGAAUGCUGGUACAUUGCAUCCGGAAGAAUUAGAUGAUAGGACGCCUCGUCCAUCGUUUGGUGACGGAGUCCUUGAGAUUGGCCGACUAGCAUCUCCAUCUGCUUCUCUUUCUUCGACACUCCAGUCUCCUCCUUCAGUUGCUUCCACUUCCUCUUCGCGUACGCAGGGACCUUUAAAAUUACGUAAGCACGAAAAUGCAAACGGAAAGGAGAGGCAGGAGGGAGCUGCUCUUCUUGCAUUCGUGAAUGCAGCUAUACCUGGGACGCGAAACAACGUACUCGGUGUGCCUGGGACACCUGGAUUUCCUCUUCCUAGCGAAUGCGAAGAGACUGUCUCGAGCGCUGUCUAUAAGUAUGGUCCUGAUUAUCGAUCCAGCGGUACAUCGUCUUUGACUACGCAUGCGAAUGGAAGCAUUAAUAGUAACGCUACUGCUUCGCGCGAAGGCUUUACCAUGAAGCCAAUUGCAGAGGCGCGCGAAGAUGAAGAUUGGGUUGACGACGAAACAUUGCAAGAACCUUCAGAGGUCUCGGAUGAGGAAGAAGAGGAUGAAGACUCGGACAUUGACCCUCAUCUACUAAGCGCACUCAAAAAAGCACAAUCACAGUCGUACAAGUACAAGACAACGAGACCGGAUAGCCUGGAUGCAGUUAUCCGGGUUGCCCUUGAUAAAUUAGAUUUAGAGGAACAUGACACAGCUGGUGCAUUUGGAUUCGAUCCCAACUUCGACUCCGGGGUCCGAGGUCGAACACCAGCUCACGGCCAAGAUCACUUCCUGUCGUCUCGUGCUCCACCCUCAUCUUUCAAGCAGCCCGUCCAAGCCCAUAGGAGUCCACAGGAUUCUCCUCCAACAGCCUUCUCACAACCACCGCGUUAUACCCGCGCAAGCGUUCCGGCCGUCCGAACUCGAGUGAACGGCGCCAUCGGAACCGGCAAUGCUGUAAAAUCUAGAUCCUCCGUCCCCGACGCCGGGCCGCCUCCCACGAGGCCCGUUCCGAGCUUGCCUGAGUAGGUGCCGUGUAACAUCGGAGAUUGUCGAUACGUACGGCCAUCGCUACGCUGACACUAACGUGAUGUACGUUCUGAGUCUACUCACCAAGCUUAACCGCCGGGAGUGGCUAGAACGAAGGAUCUUCACGGAGUACCGGCUAUGUCUUCGCGGUUCCCAUUUCUUUCCCACCAUCUCAUUGUCUCUUUGAGUUCUUCGUGCCUACAGAUCCCGGCAUUUCUCCUCGCUCCUAUUCCUUAUUCUCGAUCUCUGGGUUUCUCCCUUCUCGUGCUUGUCGCUCUCACACCUUACAUUCGGCACGCGUUCUAUCAGUGGUCCGUCGCAGGUUUUGUCUGCCCCUCAUGUGGACCGCUCUCUCCUUCCACUUCGUUUCUUUUCGACCUCUCAUAAUGAUUAUUAGACUUCAUACUUGGCCCAUGUGUAGUCUCUCGUUUUGUAGACUUCCCGCAUUGUCAUGCCGCUCGUUCACAUUUCCUUCUGUGUCUUUUCAAGGUUUCACACCGUCCUUGACUUCUAAGGUUUCCUUUCGCUUUGGCCCAUAUCCUUCACCCCUCUCUCUGCGUUCGUUUAUUUGUUGCUAUC